ACCAAAAACACUUUCCAAUACAAAAAUAGGAAGAAAAAAAAACCAACACAUUAAACACCCACUAUCACAUAAAAAAAACCCAUCUCCAUGCUUCCUCUUUUCAUCUAGCUUCUUUUCUGGUAUCAACCAAAUUUAGGGUUUUCUUUCAAAUUUGGUAUAUUUUUCAUCUAUUUGGUUUCUAGGACUAUAUAUAGUAAUUUCUCUCCCUCACUUUCCUCUUUCCAUUUUUAGUAAUAUAAGAAAAAAGAGAGGGAAAAAAAAAGAGAGAGAGAGAGGGAGAGAAAAAAAAAAAAUAAUGGGAAGGGGUAAGGUUCAGCUGAAGCGGAUCGAGAACAAGAUAAGCAGGCAAGUAACAUUCUCGAAGAGAAGGGCCGGAUUGCUCAAGAAAGCUCAUGAGAUCUCAGUUCUAUGCGAUGCUGACGUGGCACUUAUUGUCUUCUCCACCAAAGGGAAGCUCUUUGAGUAUUCUAGUGAUUCCAGCAUGGAGAGCAUCCUGGAGCGAUAUGACCAGUAUUCGUAUGCAGAACAGCAACUCCCAACUGAUUCCGAACCACAGGGAAGCUGCUGGUCUCUGGAAUAUCCCAAGCUUCUAGCAAGGAUUGAAGUCUUGCAAAGGAAACUAAGGCAUUUUACUGGAGAAGAUUUAGACUCCUUAAGCUUGAGAGAGCUUCAAAAUUUGGAGCUACAGCUUGAGACAGCACUUAAGCGCAUACGAACAAGAAAGAACCAACUGAUGCACGAAUCCAUUUCAGAGCUGCACAAAAAGCAAAAGGCACUGCAGGAGCAAAACAACUCGCUAGCAAAGAAGCUGAAGCUGAAGGAGAAUGAAAAUAUGCUGGAGGUAGAGCAUGAUGGUCAGGGGCGGCAGGUACAGCAGCACCAAAGUAACCAAGCCGCCCACAACUCAUCCACCCUCCUGCUAAUGCCGCCGCCGCCGCCCCAACCCCCGUCAACACCGGCACUACUUGCUUCUCUAACCAUUGGUGGGGGAAUCCAGGCAAGAGGAGGGAUGGAAGAUGGUGAUGAUAAUGACGGAAGAACUCAAACUCGGCCGCCUACUACUACUAACACACUCAUGCCAAAGUGGAUGUAUCGCCAUUUCAACGAAUAAUGGGCUUGCUGGCCGGCCGGCUAUUCUCAAAUAAAAUUCUAAUGUUUUUGGUUGUGGAGGUCGAACAAGAUACAUCGAUCACUAAUCAACAUUCAAUUUACCUCUACUGUAAAGUUUUAUUAUUAUAAAGAAUAAAAACAACAAUGUUUCUUCAAACUUGUAAUAUUCUAAAUUCUAAUCAUAUUGGAAGAAAAUUUGACA
Messenger RNA from Prunus dulcis (almond), 1312 nucleotides. Its product is annotated as truncated transcription factor CAULIFLOWER A-like. The record is from RefSeq and is a predicted model, not a curated record. The transcript is spliced from 8 exons. Gene Ontology annotation, cellular component: nucleus. Gene Ontology annotation, molecular function: DNA-binding transcription factor activity, RNA polymerase II-specific; RNA polymerase II cis-regulatory region sequence-specific DNA binding; protein dimerization activity. Bases 296 to 1111 code for a protein of 271 amino acids. NCBI's taxonomy places the organism in Eukaryota, Viridiplantae, Streptophyta, Magnoliopsida, Rosales, Rosaceae. Gene Ontology annotation, biological process: positive regulation of transcription by RNA polymerase II.